AUGCCAUCCAAAACCCCUGUCCCGUGGGACUUCCCCUCCAAACUCACCGCCACUGUCACCCUCCCCACUCCCCCCAAUGCCACCCCCUCGUCCACUCCCACGCCAAACAUCCUCCUCCUGCUGUACGGCAUCGGUGACACCGCCGCCGGCUUCUCUGCCUUCGGCCGGGCGAUAAACCUCUCCGAAACCACUGUCGUGACCGUCCAAGCCCCCGCCCCGCUCCCCUUCGACCUGGGCGGGUUCCACUGGGGCGACGACGUCGCCUUCGACAGCACCACCGGCGCGCUCGACAUGGACGCCGGCCUGACGCGCAGCACCGCCCUCGCAGACCUCGUGCGGGGCACACUCAUCCGGAAAUGCGGCUAA
Penicillium egyptiacum is the source of this 366-nucleotide messenger RNA. The record is from the annotation of a GenBank genome assembly. Lineage: Eukaryota; Fungi; Ascomycota; Eurotiomycetes; Eurotiales; Aspergillaceae.